Molecule: messenger RNA, 774 nt
Organism: Cooperia oncophora
Lineage: Eukaryota; Metazoa; Nematoda; Chromadorea; Rhabditida; Trichostrongylidae
Source: the annotation of a GenBank genome assembly
AUGGAUACAGUUAAACGAAAUCCAGAUAUCUCUGUGGAUGAUCUUCAGUCUGAGUUCGAUUACCAAAGUGAAGUAGAGCGCCAGAAACGGAAACGCUCUGAUCUCGACGACAAAAGCUUCAGUAGUCUGGAGAAGAAGCCGGGUCGAAAUGAAGCGCGCGCGUGGUUUCAGGACGAGCAUGGUCGUGUGCACAGACAGAUGUCUCGUAUGAUGGCGAUGGACGCUUACUCGCGUCAUAAAGAGUUAAUCAACUUAUACUAUCUGUCGCAUCCGGGAGCUACAAAAAUGCUUGAGAGAGACACUAGUAAGGAUCGGACUGACUAUGAUGUUCUGAAGGACAAUCAUAAGUUUUUGUGGAACGAGAAAGAUGAGGAAGCCGUAGCUACGAAGUACUGCAUUGCUGAUCUCACGUACUUCAAGAAGAAUAAGAUAGCGAUGAGGUGGAGGACGGAAGCGGAAGUUCGCUCCGGGAAAGGACAGUUCAUAUGUGGUGCAAGAAAGUGCCAGGUUGACAGUGAUUUGUCAAGUUGGGAGGUCAAUUUUGCAUACACAGAAGGUGGAGAAAGGAAAAAUGCACUUGUCAAAGUCCGGUUAUGUCGGCAGUGUUCUGAAAUGCUCAACUAUGGGUCUCAGAAAAGAAAAGUUGAGAAGAAAAGGGCAUCGAGGAAGGAGAAAAAGGCCUCGAAAGACUCUGGCGGCGAUUCGAAGAAGGAGGAAAAUGUAGAAAAGAAGCAAGAAGACACAGGUCUCGAAAUAAUAACAUACAAGAUAUGA